UCUUUGGAUUCUUUUCCUUAACGGUAACCAACUCUCCAAACACACCAACACAACAUUCACUCACACACACCCAAUUCUUAACGUUUACCCAACACAACACAUCAACAAGUGUGUGUGCCUCUGACUCUGACCCUUUGCCUACGCUUUCUUUUCUCCUACCCCAUUUUCCUUCCCUAUAUUUCAGCCAAACCAAACACCGAAAACAAAGACAGUGAACUAAAACUUGCAUUUCAAAUACCGAAAAUGCCCGCAGUUCACUCUUUCUCUAAACCGGCUGCUGAACCGCGAACCGGAAUCGAAGAGGCCGCGAAACGCAAGAAGGAGAAGGAGAACCUGCAGAAAAAUCCGCAACAACAACAACAACAACAACGUCUGAGAAAGCAGGUAGUGCAGGAAAUCUCUGACUCCAUUGUUGUACGAUGUAACAACGUGUCUUUGGACAGCACGUGCUCCUCGGAUUCAUGUUCCAGUAAGUCCAUGUCGGUCAAAAAAGUCAACUCAACAACAAAGACCUCAAAUGCAAGUGCAACUAGUAGGAGGAGGAACGCGAGGUGCACUGGGUUUAAGCCGGCGAGGGUUGUGCCGGAUGCAGCUGCAGUGUCUCCGCCUUCCAACGCCUCAGCACCGCCCAAGAAGUGUGAUUGGAUCACACCUAAUUCCGACCCACUGUAUAGUGCUUUCCAUGAUGAAGAAUGGGGUGUUCCAGUCGUCCAUGAUGAUAGAAAGCUAUUUGAGCUUCUAGUCUUCUCACAAGCAUUAGCAGAACACACUUGGCCAUCAAUUCUUAGCCACAGAGACAUGUUCAGGCAUCUUUUUGAAAACUUUGCUCCAUCGUCAAUUGCUCAGUUUACUGAGAAGGAGUUGCUAACACCGAAAAUAAACGGCAAGCCAUUGUUAUCAGAACCAAAGCUCCGCGCCAUUGUCGAAAAUGCUAAACAAUUACUUAAGGUCCAGCAGGAGUUUGGUUCAUUCAGCAAUUAUUGCUGGAGAUUUGUUAGCCACAAACCAAUAAGAAAUGAAUUUCGGUAUGGACGACAAGUACCUGUGAAGACUCCAAAAGCAGAACUCAUUAGCAAGGACAUGAUGCGGAGGGGUUUCCAAUGUGUGGGACCAACGGUAGUUUAUUCAUUCAUGCAAGUAGCAGGACUCGUAAAUGAUCACCUAGUAACAUGUUUCAGGUUCCAUGAAUGCAGCAAUGUGACUCUCAAAAACGAAUUCAAAACAGAGGUUAAGGAGAAAAAGGUAGAAAAUGAAACUGUGAAUUUGACAAAGAUUCAGUGACUCAACUGGAGGAGAGGUUCCAAGACAUGGGGUCUCCAUUGUGCUACUAUCUCUUAAUAUACUUUAGGCUACAAGCUCAUUGUUUCUUAAUCUGUGUGUAUGUUAAUGCCACCUAACCUAACCAUAAAAUAAUAGGUCUUAUCUUGUUCUUUGAAGCUCCCACGUGAAGCUGCAUGUUUCUUUUGGGACACUUAUUGUUAAGUUGCUGUUUCUCUAUUCUGUAAUACAUUUCCCACUUUAUCAUA
Molecule: messenger RNA, 1526 nt
Organism: Lotus japonicus
Lineage: Eukaryota; Viridiplantae; Streptophyta; Magnoliopsida; Fabales; Fabaceae
Exons: 4
Coding region: 244-1281 (345 amino acids)
Biological process (GO): base-excision repair
Molecular function (GO): DNA-3-methyladenine glycosylase activity
Source: RefSeq, a predicted model, not a curated record